Messenger RNA from Aureococcus anophagefferens, 717 nucleotides. RefSeq lists its product as hypothetical. The transcript has a single exon. The record is from RefSeq and is a predicted model, not a curated record. Bases 1 to 717 code for a protein of 238 amino acids. Lineage: Eukaryota; Pelagophyceae; Pelagomonadales; Pelagomonadaceae. Gene Ontology annotation, molecular function: oxidoreductase activity.
AUGUCGGUAGCGAUCGUCGGCGCUACGGGCGCCAUCGGCAGCGCGCUGGCCAAGCGCGUCCACGCCAGCGGCGCCGUGCCGCUCUUGCUCGGCCGCUGCUCCGAGAAGCUCGGCGCGCUGUCCUCGAGCCUCGGCGGCGCGCCGACGGCCGUGCUCGACUGCAGCGACCCGGCGGGCGUCGCCGCGGCGCUCAAGGAGGCGCCGAUCGCGGAGGUGUCGGCGCUCGCGUACUGCGCCGGUAGCAUCGUCCUCAAGCCCGCGCGGCGCGCGGCGCUCGACGACUACCGCGCGACCAUGGACCUCAACGUCUACUCGGCGCUGGAGACGCUCAAGGCGCUGGAGAAGCCGCUCAAGAAGCACAGGGGCUCCGUCGUGCUCUUCUCGUCCGUCGCCGUGCGGCAGGGCUUCCCGAACCACGCGGUCAUCUCCGCCGCCAAGGGCGCCGUCGAGGGCGUCACGCGCGCCCUCGCGGCCGAGUACGCGCCGUCGGGCCUCCGCGUCAACGCCAUCGCGCCGUCCAUCUCCCACAGCGCCAUGGCCGAGCCCAUGCUCGGCAAGGAGGCCAUGCGCACCGCGCUCGCCAAGGGCCACCCGCUCGGCCGCGUCGGCGACCCGGAGGACUCCGCGGCCCUCGCCGCCUUCCUUCUCUCGCCGGACGCGGGCUGGAUCACGGGCCAGGUCGUCGGCGUCGACGGCGGCCGCCACGCCGUCGCGUGA